AUGUCGGAAGAGCCUAUAAAAGUAGUUAAUUUCGAUGGUUUUAUCAGCCAUGUUAGUGAUUCCGGUGAAGAUUCGGAAGUUAUUAUUUAUGUGGCGCACGUUGUUAGCGAUGAUUCCAGAAUGCGAGGUGGAAGUGAAAUGGGGGCAACGCAGGAUUCGUUUGUCUGUGGAAAUCAUGUCAACAACAGCGACGAUGAUUAUGGUAUAUUCACAAUUCGUGUUGGGAAGUGUGUGGAACGUGUUGCUGUAAAAGAUAUUUCAGAAAACGGAAGAUUGGCAAAGGUUCGUUUAAUUGAUAAGGGAAUCGACGUUGAGGUGGAACGAAAUGCGUUAUUUCCAUCGAAUUCGCGAGCAAAAAUUGACAAUGAUUGUAUGUGUCCCAUUUUGGUUGUUGACGCUGGUGAAGAGCAGAGAGAAGUCGCAGCACAAAUUAGUGGACGUGAAUGCCGCUGCAUUAACGGUAAUUUGGUCGUAAUCCCAUCUGUGGGACUUUGUGUUAAAGGUCGAUUACUGAUUUCUUAUGGCAAUGGUGGAUAUGCGGAAUUAAAAGAUAUUAGUCUGGCACCAACAGAAGGAGAAGAAUAUUCAAAAUUUGUAACGGAUGAUAUGCCACAGUCGAAUGCCAACAUGUCAUCACUGUCAAAGCAUGCAAGACCUUUUCGUUACCGCCGUAAUUCGAUUACACGCCGCAAAAAUUAUGGUAAUGAUGGAAGAUAUGAACGAGAAGAGUACAGUGGCGUGAUGGAUGUGUAUGAAAACGAAACAUACAAUUUCGCUGAAAGCCGUUUUACAAAUCAUUGGAACAAUAAUCGAUUAUUGGAAACAAUGUUUCUUUUAAUCGAAGGAAUUACAGCGAAAGCUUUCUUGCUAAUUAUGAUCACGGUACCAUACAAGCAAAGUUUCUUUAAAGAAUAUGUGCCACAUGUUUAUCCCCGUACAAUUCGAAUUCGUUUUGAUAAGAUUGAUUCGUCGUCCGUUGACACCUUUUGGGCUUUCGAACCAAGCAUUUUUACAACUGUCGAAAGAGUUCUUCAUGAAGGACGACAGCGUUACAUUGCUUGCCCGCAAUUUGAUCUGUCGUUGAUUCAUGAAUUAAGCGGAAUGGGUUGCUUGGUGAGAGCGAGUGUUGACAGCGCUUAUCGCUCUUUGUAUCGUGCUGAAAUCAUCAAAUUCUCAAAUAACAUACAUAAAUUUUCUGUGUACUUGGUUGACUAUGGUUUUUACAAAUGGAUCAAGUACAAUGAUGUAUUUGAUAUCUCAGUGAUUAGCAAGAGAGAUAAAAUCCUAUAUUUACCGGUAGCUUUGCUUCACUGUCGGCUUGAGAAAUGUGGAAAUGGAAAUGGAAUUCGCUUGCAGCAAUUGGAAAAAGGUAGCGAAUACGAAAUUACUAUCAAAUCACGGGAUUCAGAGGGCAUUUUCAAUGUCAAUAUUAAUGAAAUCGAUAAUAAUGGAGCAGCAUUGACGAACAUUUGUGAUUCAGUUGUGCCUUUUAAUCCUGAUAGAGACAACAAUUUGCUUACUCCAUCGUGUUCCUGUUCUUCAUUACAAUUUAUUCACGAUGUAUUUAUGAGAGCUUUCCAAAGAAAUAUGAGCAGUAAUGAAGCGGCGUAUGGAAGUUUCCUGAUGAGCACAAUGAUGGCAAGCAGUAUGACUUUCAAUAACUGGCCAAGCAUGUUUGGAUUUGGUAUUCCAUAUCCUAUGAUUAUGCCUAUAAUGGUGCCGGUGAUGCCUGAUUUCGGUAAUAUAACCAACGGAAGUCAUGAAAGUCGAAUUUGUGCCCAGUAUGAACAAAGUAACGACACCAUGAAGGAGAAUCGCGACAAUUUUGACGAAUACAAUGAUUCGCGAGCUAUAAAUGCUUUUGAUAAUGGAAAUAAUCAUUGUUGGGGUAGACGAGGCGAAAGAAAUGGUGCAUUCAGAGGUCGUCGACCUCGAAAAUACAUUCAUAUUAAUGCUGCCGGCUCAGAUGAAGUCUAUUCAUGCCAUUAUUUCUCAUCACAAUGUUUGCUUCAGGAGAAUAUUCAGGAGAAUACGAGAGAAGAAUCUAUCGUUUGUGCAGAGAGCAGCGAAUGGGACUUGCCACCGCUACGAAAUCAGCGUACAAAUCGACUGACUGGUUUUUACGGAAACAACACAUCACUGGACUGA
This is a messenger RNA of Acanthocheilonema viteae, 2148 nucleotides long. NCBI's taxonomy places the organism in Eukaryota, Metazoa, Nematoda, Chromadorea, Rhabditida, Onchocercidae. The record is from the annotation of a GenBank genome assembly.